Molecule: messenger RNA, 4050 nt
Organism: Phytophthora infestans T30-4
Lineage: Eukaryota; Oomycota; Peronosporomycetes; Peronosporales; Peronosporaceae
Product: ATP-binding Cassette (ABC) Superfamily
Exons: 1
Coding region: 1-4050 (1349 amino acids)
Cellular component (GO): membrane
Molecular function (GO): ABC-type transporter activity; ATP binding; ATP hydrolysis activity
Source: RefSeq, a predicted model, not a curated record
AUGUCGGACGACAAGCGAAGUCUGCUGCAGCCGGAGGCCCCGGCGGCCACCGAAGAAGUGCCGCAGGUGUACCGGUCGCUCAACUUCCGCAGCCUGCAAGACCCGUACUCCCACCGCGGUGACACCAUGGCCAGCCACUACAGUACCUUACGCACCGACAACUUGGAAGCGAUGCUCAACGGUGGCCUCGAAAAGUUCUACAAGAAGUACAACCACCUGUCCCGGAAGGUCAACCUACAGCUACCUACACCCGAGGUGCGUUUCCAGGACCUGUCGUUCUCGGUACAGGUCCCUGCGAGCGUAGGUGGCCACAACACAGUGGGCUCUCAUCUGGCGUCGAUCUUCACACCGUGGCAAAAGGUGCCGAUGAUGACCAAGCAUGCACUACACCCAAUGACCGGCAUCAUCAAACCAGGUUCAAUGACGUUGGUCCUGGCCAACCCGGGUGCCGGCAAGUCGACGUUCCUUAAGGCCAUGGCCGGUAAGCUACAGGACAACUCGAAGGCGGAGAUUGGAGGCGAGAUCUUGUACUCAGGCCUGCGUGGCGACGAGAUCGACUUGAUCAAACUAACCGGACUGGUCGACCAGAUGGACAACCACAUUCCGACGCUGACUGUGCGUGAGACGUUCAAGUUCGCCGACAUGUGCGUGAACGGUCGUCCAGAAGACCAACCGGAGGAGAUGCGGGACAUCGCUGCUCUCCGUACGGAGCUGUUCUUGCAGAUCCUGGGUCUGGAGAGCUGUGCCGACACUGUGGUCGGUGACGCUCUGCUGCGUGGUGUGAGUGGCGGUGAGCGUAAGCGUGUGACUGUCGGCGAAGUGUUGGUCGGUGGCCAGAGUCUGUUCCUGUGUGACGAGAUCUCGACGGGUCUGGACAGUGCCGCCACCUUCGACAUCGUCAAGUCCAUGCGUACGUGGUGCAAGACAUUGGGCGGCUCUGUCAUUGUGGCACUACUGCAACCGACACCCGAAGUUGUGGAGAUGUUCGACGAUAUCCUAAUGAUCCACGAAGGCCACUUGGUCUACCACGGUCCUAGAACUGAUAUUCUGGACUACUUUGAGAACCUCGGCUUCACGUGUCCGCCACGUGUGGACCCUGCAGAUUUCCUCAUUGAGGUGACGUCGGGACGAGGCCACCGGUACGCGAACGGGAGCGUGGAGACCAGAGACCUCCCUGUCACACCCGAAGAGCUCAAUAAUUUAUUCUGUCAAUCGGACAUCUACAAGAGAACCCACGAGGCCAUCAGCAAGGGCUUCAACGAGCACCAGUUCGAGAAUGCUGAGGAUUUCAAGAAGGCCAAAAGUGUAGCCAACCUGGCACGCUCGAAGCAGAAAUCGGAGUUCGGAUUGGCGUUCAUCCCCAGCACGUUGCUGCUACUGAACCGGCAGAAGCUCAUCUGGCUACGUGACCCUCCUCUACUGUGGGGUAAGCUGCUUGAAGCGCUUAUUAUCGGUCUGGUUAUGGGCAUGAUCUACUAUAAUGUGGCCUCGGCGUACUACCUGCGUAUGAUCUUCUUCAGUAUCGCGUUGUUCCAGCGUCAAGCGUGGCAGCAGAUCACCAUCUCGUUUCAGCUUCGUAAGGUUUUUUACAAGCAACGGCCACGCAACUUCUUCCGUACGACGUCGUACGCGAUAGCUGAGAGCGUCGUGCAGAUCCCAGUGAACGUGGCGGUAUCGUUCGUGCUGGGCACGUUCUUCUACUUUAUGAGUGGACUGACAAGGACGUUCGAGAAGUACAUUGUGUUCUACCUGGUGCUGCUGUGUUUCCAGCAUGCGAUCAGUGCGUACAUGACGAUGCUGAGUGCGCUGUCUCCUAGCAUCACGGUAGGGCAGGCGUUGGCUUCGAUCUCUGUGAGCUUCUUCCUGUUGUUCUCGGGCAACAUUAUCCUGGCCGACCUGAUCCCGGAUUACUGGAUCUGGAUGUACUGGUUCUCCCCGAUCUCCUGGGCGCUACGUAGCAACAUGCUCUCGGAGUUCUCAAGUGACCGGUACACUGAUGCUCAGAGCAAGAAGUUCUUGGACAGCUUCUCGAUCUCGCAGGGUACCGAGUACAUCUGGUUUGGUAUUGGCAUUCUUGCUUUGUACUACUUCCUGUUCACCACGUUGAACGGCAUGGCUCUACACUACAUCCGCUACGAGAAGUACAAGGGUGUGAGUGUGAAGACCAUGACGGACAAGCCGUCGGAUGACGAGAUAUACGUUGAAGUGGGUACACCAAGUGCUCCUAACAGCGGUGUUGUCAAGAGCGGUGGGCUGCCCUUCACGCCGUCGAACCUGUGCAUCAAGGACCUCGAGUACUUUGUGACACUGCCAUCGGGUGAGGAGAAACAGCUUCUCCGUGGCAUCACAGCGCACUUCGAACCCGGUCGCAUGGUGGCGCUCAUGGGUGCGACGGGAGCCGGUAAGACGACGCUGAUGGAUGUGAUUGCAGGUCGUAAGACUGGCGGACGCAUUGUCGGUGACAUUAUCGUGAACGGCGAGCCCAAGAACCCGGCCAACUUCAGUCGUAUCACGGCGUACUGCGAGCAGAUGGACAUCCACUCGGAGGCCGCGUCGAUCUACGAGGCACUGGUGUUCUCAGCUAACCUGCGUCUACCGCCGACGUUCACGAAGGACGAACGUAUGAACCUUGUGAACGAGACGCUGGAGCUAUUGGAACUCAGUCCAAUUGCUGGUGCAAUGGUUGGUAGUCUCUCCGUGGAACAGAAGAAGCGCGUGACGAUCGGCGUGGAGGUGGUGUCUAACCCCAGUAUUCUCUUCCUGGAUGAACCGACGAGUGGUUUGGACGCGCGAUCGGCUUUGAUCGUGAUGCGUGGGGUUCAAUCUAUCGCCCGUACUGGCCGCACGGUGCUGUGCACGAUCCACCAGCCUAGUAUCUCAAUCUUCGAGCUGUUUGAUGGUCUGCUGUUACUUCAGAAGGGUGGCUUCACGGCGUAUUUUGGUGACCUUGGUGUAGAUUCAGUGAAGAUGCUCGAGUACUUCGCUUCAAUCCCCGGGACGAUGGAGAUCCGACCGCAGUACAACCCCGCUACUUACAUGCUGGAGGUUAUCGGCGCCGGAAUUGGCCGUGACGUCAAGGAUUACUCCGUGGAAUACAGGAACAGCGAGCUGUACAAGUCGAACCGUGAACGCACUCUAGAGUUGGCCGAGGGGUCGGAAGACUUUAUAUGCCACUCGACACUCAACUACCGGCCGAUCGCGACGGGCUUCUGGAACCAGUUGAAGGAGCUGACGAAGAAGCAGCAGCUCACGUACUGGCGCAACCCGCAGUACAACUUCAUGCGCAUGUUCCUGUUCCCGUUGUUCGCUGUCAUCUUCGGCACCACGUUCUACCAAUUAUCUGCCGCUAGUGUCAAGAAGAUCAACUCGCACAUCGGUCUCAUCUACAACAGUAUGGACUUUAUCGGAGUCAUCAACCUAAUGACGGUGCUGGAAGUCACGUGUGCCGAGCGCGCCGUGUUCUACCGUGAACGGAUGUCGAACUACUACGGUCCGUUGCCCUACAGUCUGUCAUUGUGGUUCGCUGAGAUCCCGUACCUCAUCAUUGUGAUCAUCCUCUUCGUGACGAUCGAGUACUGGCUCGUCGGCUGGAGUGACGACGCCGGCGACUUCUUCUUCUUCAUGUUCGUCUUCUACCUCUACACGUCGGCGUGUACGUACGUGGGUCAGUGGAUGUCGGCGCUGAUGCCGAACGAGAAGGUGGCGAACGUAGCUGUCGGCGCGUUGUCGUGUCUGUUCAACCUGUUCUCGGGCUAUUUGCUGCCGCGUACAGCCAUGAAGCACGGCUACAAGUGGUUCCAGUACGUCAUGCCGUCCAGCUACUCGCUCGCAGCACUGGUGGGCGUGCAGUUCGGUAAGAACCAGGAUAUCAUUGCCGUGACGGCGAACAACUCGACCAAGCAGAUGACGGUGGCGGACUACAUUUCCAACACGUACGACUUCCGUCCGGAUCGCAAAUACGACUACAUGGUUGGCUUGAUCGUCAUUUGGAUCGUGGUGCAGAUGGCAAUCUAUCUCACGUUCAAGUACGUGAGCCACCUCAAGCGUUAA